UGUUCUACCAGAACUGAUGUGAGCUCGAGCACAUGCCACGUUGGGAGGAGAGCCAAGUCUGAACUGAACUGCCAGCAACAGGGGCUCGCGAGGACCAUUUUUAAUUUAACCCACCUCCAAACUCAACUCAACCAAGUGGUUUUUAAACAAACCCUUUUGAAAACAAACUGAGCCCACUGAGGAUCUUGAGAGACUCGCAAGGAUGCACUUGUUGUCCGCCAGCUGCGUGUGUGCCCUCCUCAUCACCGUGCUCGUCCGCCAAGUCAGCGGUUUAGAGACUGUUAUCGGCCUGCAUGGGGAAACACUCGAGAUCCCCUGCAACAAUGGAGCCAUAAAAGCAGAAGACAUCCUAAUCACUAAAUGGAAAUAUGACAAAGGAGAGGGACUUCCAGGAGACCUGCUGGUCAAGCAGAAAAACCAGAAUGUCUCAAUCAGUGCCACUGAUGAAUAUAAGGGUCGUGUGAGCAUGGCUGCAAACUCCAGCCUGCUGCUUUCUGAGGCCAAGUUGACUGACCAGCGGACUUUCACCUGCAUGGUGGUGGCUGGUGCAGACAUCACAGAAUAUCCUGUCAAUGUUGUGAUUUACAAGGCACCGUCAAACCUGGAAAUUUCUGACAAAGCGGAGGAAAUAGAGAUUGGCAAGCGUACAAAGCUAGGAAAAUGUGUUGCACAAGACGCCAAUCCAGCUGCAGAAAUCACAUGGUUAAAGAACAAUAAACCUCUGGUGGCUGAUGGGAAAGGGAUUUUCAUUAAAGCCUCGGUGCUGGUAGACCCUGUUACUGGCCUUACGACCACUACCUCUGAACUGGAGUACUCGGCCGAGAAGGAAGACAUGGACGCCCAGUUCACCUGCAGCACUCAGCACGCCGUGGGUGCAGAGCUGGUGUCCUCUCCAGUGAUCUUCACUAUCACCUAUUCCACAGAGAACAUUGUCCUUCAGGUCAUUGCUCAGGACCCUCUAGUAGAAGGAGCCAACAUGACUCUGAAGUGUGUGGCAGAUGGUAACCCAGCUCCUACCAGCUUUAACUUCCACAUUCAGGGCGAAGUGGUGAAAGUGGAAGACACAGACUCUUACACCAUCACAAAGGUCUCACGUGACACCACUGGUGAAUACAAAUGCUCUCUCAUUGACAACCCAACAAUGGAAGCAUCUAAGGACAUCACAGUCAAAUACCUAGACAUCAAUUUAAACCCCUCUGGAAAUAUCGUCAAGAGUGCCGGUGAGACCUUGGAUAUAACUCUCCAGAUUGAUGCUUCCGGAGAAUCAAAGGUCUCAUGGACAAAGGAUAAUCUUAAACUGGACAAAGAGCCCAAGUUUACCAAGGUGACUUACGCGGACUCCGGUCGCUAUGAGUGCGAAGUGACAAUGGGGCUCCUCAGCCGGAAAGCUUCUUUUGAGCUGGUUGUCGAAGAUGUAUCUGAAGAGUUACGUCCUGUUGCAGGUGCUCCAGUUAUCAGGCAGCUAUCCAAACAGCGCGGUGAAGACGGCAAACAUGAAGUCUUGAUUUGUGAAGCUGAAGGUUCUCCAAAACCAUCUGUUUCCUGGAGCAUCAAUGGCACCUCGCUUGAUGAGAGUCCCUUCGUCAACGGAAAGAUAACACACAAGAUCGCAGUUGUGCCUACUGCAAAUCUGACUGUCUCUUGUACAGUGUCCAAUGACUUUGGCGUGGACACCAAAAAUAUAAGUGUGUCAUCCCUAUUUGAGGAUGUGAGAGUGGAUAAACAAGACCAAUUAGAGGAUAGUGACCAAACCAAGUUGGUGGUUGGAGUUGUAGUCGGCCUCCUCGUCGCAACUCUUGUUAUAGGCCUGGCAUACUGGGUCUACAUGAAGAAAUCCAAGCAAGGAAGCUGGAAGACUGGUGAAAAGGAGAACGGGUCUUCUGAGGAGGAGAAAAAGCUGGAGGAGAAAGUGGAGGAGAACAGCCAAAAAGCUGAGGUGUAAAGAAACCGCAACCAUCCUUUUGGGAAUGUGAAAGUGAGAACAUGGAACUUUUGCACAUUUCUCUCCACCUCUGUCUUUGGAAAUGAAAAAUUGAGUGUACAUUGGGAUGAAGACGGUUUGGAUUUGGUUUCAGGGAGAAUUUUACUAAAAAGCAUAUCCAAACACCCCUCCCCCCCACCCCACUCCGAGACCCUCAUACCCUCAUACCCUCACCCCUCCAUUCCUAAAAAAAAAAAAAGAAUGGAUACUGUAUGUGAUAUACAUAACUUGUCUGCACUACUGAUACAUGUGUAAACUUGUCUACUAUUAGGAUUCAUGUUUGUUAGAAUGGAAUUUGGGAAAACCUGAGAAAAUGCAGAUUCAUUUUGGUUUUGUUAGUUGAUUCAAGUAAAAUUACUACUAGACCAGUUGCCUUUGCUGUAGGGAUGUGUAGGCCUGCAUUAGUCUGUGUUUUGACUCUUUGGCCCUCAGAAACAUAGCAGGAAACGAGGGACAACACCGCCAUCGCUUCUUAGUUUAAUAUCAUCACAGUCAAAACAACCUUCUGCCUUCAACAUCGUGGUACUAAAUCUGUUUAUUUGUGCAUUUGUUUCAGUUUAUUCAUUCAGGUGUAAAAAGAUGUUGAAAUUGAGAUGAACUUCCUGAAAGGGCUAAGGGUAUAUUGUCAUACUCGGCGUUAGUUGUAGAUGAUAAUAUGAUUUGUGUUAUGUUGCAUUGCAGGAAGUAGGUGAUGUGCCAGAGUUCUUUGGUUGUACAUGAUUUUUUUAAUUUUCUGUUCUUGAUGUGUACCUCUUUGCAAAGUAAGCGGGAGAGAAAAUGACAGAAACUCAUUUUGCCAGUCUCUUUUUUCAGAUGAACUGUACAUUUAACAUAACCACUGACGACACAGGCAGGUAGAUUAUUGAGAGAAUGUAUAGCGUAACUCAACUCAUUUUUACUGGCUUUGGUUUGGCUGUGCAGAUUGUUUAACACAAAGCCAUUGUUUGCUUUCAUUUAAUUCAAGAAAAUGUCCUUGAGCCUAAAAGGGUUUUUUUUUUUUUUUUUGAUUGAUCUGUCAAGGCUGUAAGUGAAUUCAAAAUUUUUGCUCCAUCAGUGUUGAGGUAUGAUUGUUAACUGUGUAGCUAUGGAAUUAUUUUGUAAUCGAAAACACAGCGGGGACACGAUGUUUGCCUCAAAGUAGCCGUUAUGAUAUGUUUGCCUUCUUUUGAAAAUCUACCUGUGAUUGCUUCAGUUUGUGAUGUGCACUAGGAUUCAUGUUUUCAUGUCACAUUUGUGUAGAAUACAAUGGAAAACACGCAGCUGUACAUGUCACAAUUUUGGUCCUUUGAGAACAUUUGCUAAAUUUGAACAUAUAUCAAGACCAGGAUGUAAUUGUGAAGUAUGUGGUUUUAAUUUUCUUUUUGCUAUUUAUAUUGUACAAGAUAAACCUGGCAGGCAAAUUCAAUAAUUGUCACAUAAUUCAUAACUUGGAUUUAAGUCGUUGAUAAAAUUGCUUGCAGACUUAACAAAAAUGUAAUUAAGUUCUGAGUCAUCAGUAGGUUGCUCAGCGUCUGGUUGAAUAUAGAUUCAGCAUGUGAUAAUCUCAGACCUCCAAGCUGCUGUUUGUUGCCUACCUUGUUAAAAACCAUCCAAUUGGAAGAAUGACCAAAGAAAGUGAACAUUGCCAUGCAAGUAUUGUAAAUACCUGAUGUUUGUUUUUGUACUUUUGUUUAAAAUAAAGUGUACAUUUGGAAAAGUUA
This is a messenger RNA of Dicentrarchus labrax (European seabass), 3681 nucleotides long. RefSeq names its product CD166 antigen homolog. NCBI's taxonomy places the organism in Eukaryota, Metazoa, Chordata, Actinopteri, Moronidae. The transcript has 16 exons. The coding region runs from base 203 to 1942 and encodes 579 amino acids. Gene Ontology annotation, biological process: cell adhesion. The record is from RefSeq and is a predicted model, not a curated record. Gene Ontology annotation, cellular component: plasma membrane.